AUGAUGCUACCUGAGUACUUAAUGCAAAAACCUACAGUCGAUGAAGCCAUAGACACAUUAAAGAAAUUCGGUGUCCCUGAAGACGAAAUGGCCGCUUUAGAUAGACAGCUGGCACCUGCCGCCCCCAAAACCACCACCACCACCAUGGAUUCCAACAACCGGAAGCUUGGAUUUGUGAGUGGCGGUGUACAGUUGUUGGAAACCGCCUCUAGAAUCCAAAACCAGGAAGAGAUUGAGCUUCCGGAGAGUGAUGAUGAAGAAGAUGAUGAUGGGAAGGUUGAGAUCUCACAGAAAGAUGUUCUAGAAGUUGUUUUUGGAGGACUUGUGAGAAAAAGGGAUGGUGAAGAAGAAGAAGAACAAGUGAAAAAAGAUAAUGCAAAUGGUGAUGCUGGUAGUCAACAGUGGAGAUAUGAGAGGGAAGAGGCGGAAGUUUUUUUAGUCCUGGCUUCCAUCAAUUAG
This is a messenger RNA of Lactuca saligna, 459 nucleotides long. The record is from the annotation of a GenBank genome assembly. Lineage: Eukaryota; Viridiplantae; Streptophyta; Magnoliopsida; Asterales; Asteraceae.